Sapajus apella (tufted capuchin) is the source of this 9436-nucleotide messenger RNA. RefSeq names its product protogenin (gene PRTG). The transcript has 20 exons. The record is from RefSeq and is a predicted model, not a curated record. Gene Ontology annotation, molecular function: protein binding. Gene Ontology annotation, biological process: cell-cell adhesion; axon guidance. Bases 193 to 3642 code for a protein of 1149 amino acids. Gene Ontology annotation, cellular component: plasma membrane; axon. NCBI's taxonomy places the organism in Eukaryota, Metazoa, Chordata, Mammalia, Primates, Cebidae.
CUUCUCGCGAGCGGCCAUCCGGGCACCCGCCUUGCAGCCGCAGACACCCGCGUCGAGCCGCACCACGCCGGUGCCGGAGCAGGGAGCCGGGCUGCGUGCGUCCAGCCGCCGAGCGGCGAGCGCCCGGGGCGGGGGCGGCAGGCGGACAGCGGCUCGGGGCGGCCGGGGAGCAUGCCCGCGCGGCUCCGCUGAAUGGCGCCUCCUCUGCGACCCCUCGCCCGGCUGCGGCCGCCGGGGAUGCUGCUCCGCGCGCUCCUGCUCCUGCUGCUGCUCAGCCCCGUGCCAGGAGUGUGGUGCUUUAGCGAACUGUUUUUUAUAAAAGAACCACAGGAUGUAACUGUCACAAGAAAGGACCCAGUCGUUUUAGAUUGCCAAGCUCACGGAGAAAUUCCUAUUAAGGUCACAUGGUUGAAAAACGGAGCAAAACUGUCUGAAAAUAAACGAAUCGAGGUUCUUUCUAACGGCUCUUUAUACAUCAGCGAGGUGGAAGGCAGACGAGGAGAGCAGUCCGAUGAAGGAUUUUAUCAGUGCUUGGCAGUGAACAAAUAUGGAGCCAUUCUUAGUCAAAAAGCUCAUCUUACCUUAUCAACGAUUUCUGCAUUUGAAGUUCAGCCAGUUUCUACUGAGGUCCAUGAAGGUGGAGUUGCUCGAUUUGCAUGCAAGAUUUCAUCCAACCCUCCUGCAGUCAUAACAUGGGAGUUCAAUCGGACAACUCUACCUAUGACUGUGGACAGGAUAACUACCCUACCAACAGGAGUAUUGCAAAUCUAUGAUGUCGACCAGAUGGAUUCUGGAAAUUAUCGCUGUGUUGCUGCCACUGUAGCUCACCAACGUAAAAGUAUGGAGGCCUCGCUAACUGUGAUUCCAGCUAAGGAGUCUAAAUCCUUCCACACACCAACCAUUAUAGCAGGUCCACAAAACAUAACAACGUCUCUUCAUCAGACUGUAGUUUUGGAAUGCAUGGCCACAGGAAAUCCCAAACCAAUCAUUUCUUGGAGCCGUCUUGAUCACAAAUCCAUUGAUGUCUUUAAUACUCGGGUACUUGGAAAUAGUAAUCUUAUGAUAUCUGAUAUCAAGCUACAACAUGCUGGAGUUUAUGUUUGUCGGGCCACUACCCCUGGAACACGCAACUUUACAGUUGCUAUGGCAACUUUAACUGUAUUAGCUCCUCCUUCAUUUGUCGAAUGGCCAGAAAGUUUAACAAGACCUCGAGCUGGCACUGCUCGAUUUGUGUGUCAGGCAGAAGGAAUCCCCUCUCCCAAGAUGUCAUGGCUGAAAAAUGGAAGGAAGAUACAUUCAAAUGGUAGAAUUAAAAUGUACAACAGCAAAUUGGUAAUUAACCAGAUUAUUCCUGAAGAUGAUGGUAUUUAUCAGUGCAUGGCUGAGAAUAGCCAAGGAUCUAUUUUAUCUAGAGCCAGACUGACUGUAGUGAUGUCAGAAGACAGACCUAGUGCUCCCUGUAAUGUACAUGCUGAAACCAUGUCAAGCUCAGCCAUCCUUUUAGCUUGGGAGAGGCCACUUUAUAAUUCAGACAAAGUCAUCGCCUAUUCUGUACACUACAUGAAAGCAGAAGGUUUAAAUAAUGAAGAGUAUCAAGUUGUCCUUGGAAACGACACAACUCAUUAUAUUAUUGAUGACUUAGAGCCUGCCAGCAAUUAUACUUUCUACAUUGUGGCAUAUAUGCCAUUGGGAGCCAGCCAGAUGUCUGACCAUGUGACACAGAAUACUCUAGAGGAUGUUCCCCUGAGACCUCCUGAAAUUAGUUUGACAAGUCGAAGUCCCACUGAUAUUCUCGUCUCCUGGCUGCCAAUCCCAGCCAAAUAUCGGCGGGGCCAAGUGGUGCUGUAUCGCUUGUCUUUCCGCCUAAGUACUGAGAAUGCCAUCCAAGUUCUGGAGCUCCCAGGGACCACGCAUGAGUACCUUUUGGAAGGCCUGAAACCUGACAGUGUCUACCUGGUUCGGAUUACUGCUGCCACCAGAGUGGGGUUGGGAGAGUCAUCAGUAUGGACUUCACAUAAGACGCCUAAAGCUACAAGUGUGAAAGCCCCUAAGUCUCCAGAGUUGCAUUUGGAGCCUCUGAACUGUACCACCAUUUCUGUGACGUGGCAGCAAGAUGUGGAGGACACGGCCGCCAUUCUGGGCUACAAACUGUACUACAAGGAAGAAGGGCAGCAGGAGAAUGGGCCCAUUUUCUUGGAUACCAGGGACCUACUCUAUACUCUCAGUGGUUUAGACCCCAGAAGAAAAUAUCAUGUGAGGCUCCUGGCUUACAACAACAUAGAAGAUGGCUAUCAGGCAGAUCAGACUGUCAGCACUCCAGGAUGUGUGUCUGUUCGUGAUCGCAUGGUCCCUCCUCCACCGCCACCCCAUAAUCUCUAUGCAAAGGCUAACACCUCAUCUUCCAUCUUCCUGCACUGGAGGAGGCCUGCAUUCACCACUGCACAAAUCAUUAACUACACCGUCCGCUGUAAUCCCGUUGGCCUGCAGAAUGCUUCUUUGGUGCUGUACCUUCAAACAUCAGAAACUCACAUGUUGGUUCAAGGUCUAGAACCAAACACCAAAUAUGAAUUUGCUGUUCGAUUACAUGUGGAUCAGCUUUCCAGUCCCUGGAGCCCUGUGGUCUACCGUUCUACUCUUCUAGAAGCACCGGCAGGCCCACCAGUUGGAGUAAAAGUGACAUUGAUAGAGGAUGACACCGCCCUGGUUUCUUGGAAACCCCCUGAUGGCCCAGAGACAGUUGUGACUCGCUAUACUAUCUUGUAUGCAUCCAGGAAGGCCUGGAUUGCAGGAGAGUGGCAGGUCCUACACCGUGAAGGAGCAAUAACCAUGGCUUUGCUAGAAAACUUGGUAGCAGGAAAUGUGUACAUUGUCAAGAUAUCUGCAUCCAAUGAGGUGGGAGAAGGACCCUUUUCAAAUUCUGUGGAGCUGGCAGUACUUCCAAAGGAAACCUCUGAAUCAAAUCAGAGGCCCAAGCGUUUAGAUGCUACAGAUGCCAAAGUUUAUUCAGGAUAUUACCAUCUGGACCAAAAAUCAAUGACUGGCAUUGCUGUAGGUGUUGGCAUAGCCUUGACCUGCAUCCUCAUCUGUGUUCUCAUCUUAAUAUACCGAAGUAAAGCCAGGAAAUCAUCUGCUUCCAAGACGGCACAGAAUGGAGCUCAACAGUUACCUCGUACCAGUGCCUCCUUAGCUAGUGGAAGUGUAGGAAAGAACCUGGAAGGAGCUGGAGGAAAUGAAGAAUCUUUAAUGCCAAUGAUCAUGCCAAACAGCUUCAUUGAUGCAAAGGGAGGAACUGACCUGAUAAUUAAUAGCUAUGGUCCUAUAAUUAAAAACAACUCUAAGAAAAAAUGGUUUUUCUUCCAAGACUCAAAGAAGAUACAAGCUCAGCAGCCUCAAAGAAGAUUUACUCCAGCCGUCUGCUUUUACCAGCCAGGCACUACUGUACUAAUCAGUGAUGAAGACUCCCCCAGCUCCCCAGGGCAGACAACCAACUUCUCAAGACCCUUUGGUGUUGCACCUGAUACAGAACAUUCAGCAAAUAGCGAAGGCAGCCACGAGACUGGGGAUUCUGGACGAUUCUCUCAUGAGUCCAACGAUGAGUUACAUCUGUCCUCAGUUAUAAGUACCACUCCCCCUGACCUUUGAUUCUUUCACUGGCAGUGAUUCAGGUGGAGAUUCCACCAUGAGGAAGUGUGAAGACCCUGCUGUGUCAUCCGUUACUGAGCAGACUUCCUCUUCAGUUCCGCAGUCACCAUCUGCCAUGCUAUGCUUUGAUAAAAACAAUUUUCCAAUCUAGACGGCCACCCUCAGGUAUUCUCACCAGUAAGUCUGUUCGAAGGACAAUGAACAGGGAGCCAAAGCCUUUUGUGAAAAUCUUGAUAUCUUUAUGGGGUAUUUCAGCUUUUUUGAAUGUGUUUUUUUAUUUUUAAACUUGUGUAAUUUGAAUGUUUCAUUGUCAGCAAUGUGAAAGAACAGUCAAGAUGUUUGACUGGAUUAUAAAAUAUAUCACUGGAGCAAAGGGAAGACUUUUGAAAGCCCCUUUGCUGACUAUCUACCUCAGUUUGCCCCCCGGCAAACUCUGAAGACAACUUUGUUACCUCAUUUGUUGUUAUAGUUUAUCUCAGCUACAUAACCAAUGAUACUUCCUAGUAGUAUUGUGUUUUCAUUGCCGUAUGUGUAAUGUGUGUGAUCAAAGGAGUCAUAUAGGUAGAUGAGUAAGAAUGUUUAUCUGAAGCUCUGAUUUUUAAAAAACCUGUGACAUCUGCAUGGUUUGGAUAAGUUCAUACCUCUGGCUGUGAGGACUGUUAAAACACUGAGAAGAGGAAAAGUGGGACUAUUUAUUUUAAUGAAUGACCAAAACAAAAAGGUAUAUCUCUUUUAAGAACAGAACUAUUGAGUAGCAGAUAGGGAUCUUUUUGCUUAAAAGGCCUUUAUGUUUUGGACAUUGGAGUCUGAAUGCUUUAUCUCCUAUAUUCCAAACCUCAACCUGCCUGGAACCGUGCCUUUUCUGUCUUCCUCUUUGCCUGACAGUUGGCCAGAGGCUGCACUGUCUAGUUUGCAAAGCAUCCUCAACUUUGCCAGUAUUAGUUGCAAAACCCCAUGCAGAAAAUGGAUUUUUAAAGAAAAUGGGUUAAGGUAUUUUUUUCCUUUUCUUUUUUUUAAUCCCAGUUUGGCUUAAAGGAGUGAGGAAAUUUCAUAAACUAUUAUGAAUGAAGAUGAAUGCAACAGUAGACCGUGAAAUGACCUUGAGGUUAUUAUGGUAACAGUGCCUUUCAGUAUAUAUUAUGAAAUUCUUUGCCUUAUACCUUUUUAAUAUUCAUGAAAUUGUUUAGUACAGGAGUACAAAAAGUUGCCUUAAGAAUUUCUUGGAUUUUAUCAAUAACUACUUUGAUGUAUAGUAUCUUACCGGGGCUUUUUUUUUAAGUGCAGGUUUUGUUUAGGGAUAAAUAUUCAGAGCUUUACCACCUUACUUGCGUUUUCUUGAAUUCUGAAGAGAAUUUUUUAUCUACUUAAUCUUCCCUCAGUGUCAAUGCUGUGAAUGAGGAAUGCUAACUCCCGGAGUGAGUUAAUCCUCUUGCUGGUUUGAAAUCAGCAAAUUGUUUACUCAGCUACAUAACAUAGGCCUUUUCUCAGUUGUGAGACAGUUACCUAGGUGCCCAGCAGUGGAAGAGGAUAAAUAACUAAACAGGGGUAGGGAAGGGGUCCCACAUCCUUUUAAAAGUAUUUUUUCAAAUUUUCUAGAAGUGACUUUUGAGUCACAUUUUAAGAGGAAUCUUUAUGGGUUUACACUUGAAAUGCUUUGUUCAUAGAGAGGGCAGGGUCAUGUUAACUGAUGUUCUAAAAUCAAAAGAAAAUUAGCGGAUAAUAGUCCCAGCAUCAUCUGCUAGUCCAAUAACUGUAAAUAUAACAUUUUAAAAUCUGUAAUUGUGUGCCAAACUGGAUAUGAUCAAUACUAAAGUUCAAUGCCAGCAGCCACUUCUGGACUAAAUUCAAAGUCCCCCAGUGAGUUAUCUAAGUACGGAAUUCAUCACAAAACAAAAAAGCAGAGCUUUAGGUGAACAGUCUGCAGCAAGGAAAAUGCUGCUCCUGCCUUUAUAGCUCCUGUUUUAUACUACCUCCUUUAAAAUUAUUCUAGUGUUAUUUUUUUUCCUGUACUCAGGGAACAUUUUGUUACUUUUGAGCUGCCUCAUGGAAGCAUGGGCACAAUGACAGGGUAUGGUGCUUUUUGGUUCGUAAGUAGAAGUAUGUAGGGCCAACUUUUAUCUAUCUAAAAUUAAGAAGUACAAUGAGAUCAUUUUAUUUUUAAGCUUUCAUUAAAAGGCAAACAAAAUCUAAAGCUGAAACAUCUUCCGUCAUGAUUAUGGAAGAUAUGUCUAGGACUACAUGAAUUUAAAUAGUUUUAAAUGGCUAAAAAGAUGAGCCAAAGUCCUUGAGGAAAAUAUUUUGUUUGUUUGGUUUUUGAUGAAUAGGCUCGUAGUUAUAUUAGAACUUUAGGCUAUAACUAUUUGAUAAUUAUUUACCAGUACAUUUUUUACCUUUUCAUUUUGUUCUUAUACAGACUUUUUCAUAAUAAUCCUGUUACCAAAGAAUUUUCAGUAGAAAGUAAAAUUUUGAUUAUAAUUCCCUCCAAAUUGAGUUAACUAGAAACAUUUAUAGAUGUGAAGCUUACACAAGUAGUUACUAACCCAAAACAAUAGGGUUUAUAUUGAUUGUUGUAGUAAAAUAGAUAGUAAUGUUAACUACUUUAUUGUUACAAGAGCAUUUAAAGUAAGUUAUAAUACUUAUCUUUACCAGCAGAUCGUUCCAACGAAUUUCAGGUAUAAUUUUUUUCUUCAGCGAGUAAAUCUUCAAUUUUACAGUAUUAAAGUAUUUUUAUAUUGUUGAAACUACUUGUUGGAGAGCAAAAAAUUUUUUCAACGAAAGUAAAUACUUUGAUCUCAUUGACUAAGAUAUUUAGUGAUACAGCAAAGACUUCUUUUUACUUGACCAAAGCAAGCUUCUUUGAAGUCUUAAGUAUGAAAUUGUAAUUAAAAUGUGAAGGUUUUCACUCAUCUUUCAUAGUGGUAUUACUUCAUGGUAUUUUACUUUAAAGGGGCUGUUAUGCAAAUGGUAACUAUUUUCUUUUCCAAAGAUUUAUUUGCUGUGAGUACUGAUACAUGCAUGUCAUUUUUAUGCCAAAUAUUACAAGAUACUGCUCAUCAGUAUUUUCAUACCAAAGACCAUUGAAAUACAUAGAUUAGCCUGUAAGUAAGUAAGAUGAGCAGAUUUGAAAUAAUUUUAUUUAGACGCUAAUAGAGAAUCUAGCUUUAGUAGCAAAAGAUAUCAAAGGGCUAAGUUUACAUAAUUAAAAGCAAUACAAUUAUAUUGGUAUUUAUCAGUGUUUUUAUUCAACUACUUUUUCUCAGCAAAUUAAAAAGAAAAAACCAAAGAUAUUUAAGGUUACCUCCGCAUAUAGGCAAAUUUAGUUGUACAUUAAACUGUUGUUUCUUGUUUUUGUGUUAAACCAAACAUGUCUCUUUAGAACCCAGUCUGUAUACAAAUAGUAUGCAUGGGGACUUUCCCUUUAAUCUGCUGAUUCAGCCAUAUGAUGUUUUUGCAAAAUGAUAUGAUACUUUCUUAAGCACCAUGAGUGUGAAAUGUCAACAGAAAUAUCAGCAAGCUUUUCUGUUGAAGAGUGUUAUGGUACCUCUGAAUUAGCCUGUACAGUUCCCUUCCUGCUUUAAGCAUUACCUGGUUAGCUCAGAGAGCUUGAGGCAGUCCCUUAAUAACAGGGAUGCUUUUCAUCUCUAAGGAUAUAACAGGCAAACAAAUCAUGUCACUCUUAAAGUGCGCUAUGCUUUGAUAAAUGUGCUCUUUAAAGUUGUUAGAUUGGAAUUUAGAGUUGUUAAAUGGAAAUGUUUCAUUGCAUCAAAGGAGUUCAGUUUUCAAACUUUAGUGGAACCUUGGGUGAAGGGAAAAAAUUUUAAUAAAAUCUGGGUUUUUAUAUUUUGAUUAGCCUAAAAGUAAAAAUACAGCUAUACAGCUUUUUUCCAUUAAGUGACUUUUAAAAAUAAGCUUUGCCACACCAAAGAAAUUAGAUUUUUAGUGUAAGAUGCUAUACUUUGGUCUGUGCUUCAAACAAGAGCAAUGCCAACAUUGGGAACAGUGACAGAUAUUUGCUUCAGUGUGUCUUGGCUUUGUAAAGGACUGCUGUCAGAAGUGUGCUCAUGGUCAACAACCCAGGAUCAUUGUUGAAGUCCUUUUGAAGCCAUCUUUGAAAACAAUUCAGAUCGUGUUACAAAAAGAUGGAAUUGAAAGUAUCAUUUAUUUUUUAAUGCGUGAAUACACAGAUGUGGUUCCACUUCAGCAGUGGCUAUGGCAGUUCACUUAUGCACAUUUCUGUUUCAUUGAGUGUACAUUUUGAAUACUGAAUGUAAAGAAAAGUUCCACUUACAUUGAAACAGUCAUUAUCUAAGACUAAACAUGUAUUUUGCAGACUUUGUUCCUGACCAUUUGCCACAUGGGUCUCUGAUAAAUUUCUGUUGGUUUCAUAGUGAAAAUGUUUUUUACAGUUUGUGAGCACAGAGUAGUGGGUUCUGGAGAUCACCAUAUACAACCAGUUGUCUAAUUGUGAUUUUCAUUGAUUAUUAGAAGAAUGUAAACAUAGAAUUCUGUGUUAAGUUGAUUUAUGCUCAGGACAUAAGAUCACAGGCUAAUGCAAUGUGUAUGUUUCAGGCUUCAAUCUUCUCAGUUUCCCUUUUUAAGCCAUUGGUGGUGUUUAACAUGACAGUCUUGUAUUUUUACCAGAUACUGUAUUAUUUUUCCUAUUGCUGCUGUAACACAUUACCAUGAAGGUAGUGGCUUAAAUAACACAUUUGUCUUAAGUUCUGGAGAUCAGAAGUCUAACACAGGUAUCACUGGGAUAAAAACCAAUGCGCUUACAGGUCAGUUACUUUUUGAGGCUUUAGGGAAAAAUCCAUUUCCUUUUCCGGCUUUUUAAGGCUGGGAACCCCUCCCACCGUCUUCAAAGCCAGCCAUGUAGAAUCUGUCUGAUGCCACUUCCAUUAUCAUUCUCUUUCUCCGACCCCAGCUGAUACAGGUUCUCCAGGUUCAAGGAUUCCAGUGAUCACAUUGAUCCCACCUAAAUAAUCCAAGAUAAUCUUCCCAUCUGAAGUUCCUCAACUUAAUCAGGUUUACGAAGUUUCUUUUGCUAUGUUUGGUAACAUAUUCACUGGUUCCAGGGAUUUGAGCAUGGACUUCUGUAGGUGGCCACUAUUUUGCCUACAACAGAUACAUUCCUUCUAUGCAAUUCUGAUCCCUAUAAAAUGUCUGUAGCAUUAAAGAGAUUGGAAAUCUGAGGUUGUGUGCCCUUUGGGGAUCUUUAAAGUUUAAAAGCAUGAAAACUUUGACUUGUAGACUACCAAAAGUAUACAUUUAACUUUCUCUCCAAAAUACUUGUAAAACAAGUUAGCUUUAAACUUUCUGAAGAUGUGCUUCGUAAAAUAGCAUCUCAUGUUUAUCAGAAAGUGCCCUAAAUAUUUGCCUCUAACUUUAUGGAAUUUAUUCAGAAAAAAUUGAAAACUCUUCUUAUAAUUACCCUCUCUCCUUUUCUCUUCAGUGAUUAUGUUGGUGGGGAAGAGUUGGGGGAAGACCUCAGAACACAGGUACUCAGAAUGAUGAACAGGACCAUGCUCAAGUUUAUUUUUUGUUUUCGUUUAAAAACAUAUUCACAACGUGCAACCUUUCUGCCUUUAAAUCUGGUUUAUCUCUUCAGCUUCACUAAGUCACUAAAUGCUUUUCAGUUUUGUUAAUCCUCAGUUUGCCCAGCCUCCUCAGCAAGAGCCUCUGCUUAUACCAUCAACAUGUAUAUACAUCUCCUAGGAUAUUUGAUCUUUCUUGUCAUUUUUCUUUGGUUCCGAUUGGCCUUUUCCUGAUUCUCUUUCUUUUUCUUUUUCUUUUU